Molecule: messenger RNA, 3704 nt
Organism: Lampris incognitus (smalleye Pacific opah)
Lineage: Eukaryota; Metazoa; Chordata; Actinopteri; Lampriformes; Lampridae
Gene: ppp6r3
Product: protein phosphatase 6, regulatory subunit 3
Exons: 25
Coding region: 356-3106 (916 amino acids)
Cellular component (GO): cytosol; nucleus
Molecular function (GO): protein phosphatase regulator activity; protein phosphatase binding
Source: RefSeq, a predicted model, not a curated record
UCAUGAUCUACCUUUUCGCGCCUGGCAGAUAGCAGUUUUAUAGACCCUUCUUUUUUUUGUCAGCGUACUCGGGCGAUAUUUGUGUAUUCCUUUUAUUAACUGUUCGGGUAGAUGGCUAAAUAAGCUACAUGCCGGAGACUCGUCGUGUGUCGUUGUUUAUUGGUGUGUGCUGUUAAUGUGUUUAGGAGCUGCUGGGCUGUGUCGCUGUAUGUGCCAACUGUCUGUGAAUCACCAUAGUCUCCUUGCCUGUUUGUUCAACCAGCCUGGAAUGGGAUAAGACUCUUAAAGAGUAGAAAGCAUCUUCUCUAAGUUCCACUCCUUGGACUCCAACGCACAUAUACACAUAAAGAGCAUCAUGUUUUGGAAGUUUGACCUUCACACCACUUCCCAUAUUGACUCGCUGCUGGAAAAAGAAGAUGUGACUUUGACAGAGGUGAUGGAUGAGGAGGAUGUCCUUCAGGAGUGCAAGGCCCAAAACCCCAAGCUGAUAGACUUCUUGCUGAGACCACAGUGCAUGGAGGACAUGGUUGCCUUCAUCACUCAGGAACCGAAUACUGAUGUUGACGAAAAAGUCAAAUACAAAUACCCUAACAUAUCAUGUGAGCUGCUGACAUCAGAUGUAAGCCAGAUAAAUGACAGACUAGGAGAAGAUGAAAGUCUGCUGAUGAAGCUAUAUAGUUUCCUCCAGAGUGAACCGCCUCUCAACCCGCUGUUGGCUAGCUUCUUCUCCAAAGUCCUCACAAUCCUCAUAGGACGGAAACCUGAAAAGAUUGUGGACUUUCUGCGGAAGCGGGAGGACUUCGUAGGCUUGGUGAUCAAACAUAUUGGGACAUCAGCCAUCAUGGACCUUCUUCUUAGGAUGCUCACCUGCAUUGAACCACAACAACUACGGCAGAAUGUUUUCAAUUGGUUGAAUGAGGAGAGGGUGAUCCAGAGACUGGUUGACAUGGUACAGCCUUCUCAAGAUGAGGAUAGGCACUCUAAUGCAUCCCAAUCCCUGUGUGAGAUCAUCAGACUUUGCAGAGAUCAGAUGUUCCAAGUCCAGGGCUGUUCAGAGCCUGACCCAUUGCUGGCCACACUGGAGAAGCAAGAGACAGUGGAGCAGCUGUUGUCCAACAUCUUUGACAAGGAGAAAAAUGAGUCGGCGAUUGUCAGUGUUAUCCAGAUCCUCCUGACAUUGUUUGAGACCAGGAGACCAGCGUUUGAAGGUCAUAUGGACUGCCCUCCGGGAAUGUCCAACCCCUCAUUUUCAGUCAACCACAGCAUUCUGGAGGCUGUUAGACCUAGACUAAAAGACUUUCACCAAUUGUUACUGGAACCUCCAAAGAAGAGCAUGAUGAAGACAACCUGGGGUGUGCUGGAUCCUCCAGUGGGGAAUACCAGGCUAAAUGUGGUCAAACUGGUGGCCAGCCUCCUUCAGAGUAACACACACAGCAUUAACAAUGAACUUAUCAACCUCAACACACUGGGAGUCAUUCUCGACAUGUAUUUCAAAUACAUCUGGAACAACUUCCUUCAUAUCCAGGUGGAAAUCUGCACAGCUAUGAUUCUGGCCAUGCCACCAGCCUCCACAAACAGGCCUGACAACCAGACAGACACAGAGCAGGAUCACGUCAGGGAAAGCAUUCUCAUCAGACAUCUGUUCCAAAAGUGCCAGUUUCUUCAGAGAAUUGUGGAUGCCUGGACCUCCAAUGAGAGAGAGCAGGCAGAAGGUGGUUGUCGGCGAGGCUACAUGGGUCAUCUUACCAGAAUAGCUAACUCUAUAGUUCAUAACUGUGACAAAGGUCCUAAUGGAUCGCAGAUACAGCAGCUUAUCUCUGAACUCCCAGAGGAGGACAGAGAGAGAUGGGAGGCCUUUAUUUCUGGCCAGCUGGCUGACACAAACAAGAGAAACACUGUUGAUUUGGUAAACACACACCACAUCCACUCAUCUAGUGACGAUGAGGUGGAUUUUAAAGACAGUGGCUUUCACCAAGACUCCUCUUUACAGCAGGCCUUUUCUGAUUAUCAGAUGCAACAAAUUACGUCCAAUUUUAUUGAGCAGUUUGGCUUCAAUGACGAAGAGUUUGCUGAUCAGGACGAUGUCGUUGAUAUUCCCUUUGAUAGAAUAUCAGACAUCAACUUUUCACUGAGUACGAAUGAAAGUGCAAACGUAGCUUUGUUUGAAGCGCGCUGUAAGGAGAAGAUCCAGCAGUUUGAAGAUGCUGGUUCAGAUGAGGAAGACAUCUGGGAUGAAAAAAAUGUCACCUUUGCACCUGAGGCACAGAGACGUCCCAGGAAUUCAGGCAGCACUGACAGUGAAGAGAGUACAGAUUCCGAGGAGGAGGAUGUGAAGAGAGAUCCAUUUGAGGCUUCCAACCCCAGCAGUGAUGACAGAAUGGAAGUUGACACAGGGCCAGUGUGGACAGCUAAUUUUGAUGACAUCCCCAUGGAUACAGGCAACUCCACUGUACCAGCCUCUAGCCCCAACAAUCCUACCUCUUCCUCUUCCAUGGCAGUGCUCCCUGAAACAUCCUGGAGCCCUUCUUCAGCUGCUCCCUCGAAUUCAGAAAUGGGCUGGGCUGAUUUCUCCAACUUCUCCCCUGUCAGCCCUAAAGAUCCUCUGAGGUGCAACUCUCCCAUAGCCAUGGAAACCAACGUAGAGACCAUAGACCCACUGGGAGUCAAUGUACCGAUGCCAGAGGACUGUGAGGGUUGGCCAGAAGAUAAUGUGGCCCCUCCCUCCUCAUCACCUAAAGGUUGUAGGAACGAGGAAGAGACGUGUUGUGAGCAGCGCAGCAUUACAGAGACGGUCAUCAAUGGCUCCAUGAAAGAAACUGUCAGCCUCACUGUUGAUGCCAAGACUGAGACUGCUGUCUUUAAGAGUGCUGAAGAUAAGUGUGGUUCAUCAGAGGAGUACUCAAUAGGGGAGUUUGGGGAGGUGGAGAGAACAGGCCUCACCUUCAACAACCAAGCCACAGCUCCCUGCCCCCAAACAGGUGAUGAGAAAUGCCGGUCCUCAGUGGAGGUUCUCAAUGGUCCUUUAGGGGAUAUAUCAGCCAUUGCAGAGGCUAAACUGGAUCACAGUGAGUUGUCCUCCGAGCCACCUGUAAAUGGGCCAGUGUGAGGGUUGCCAGUAGCCAGCUUGCUUUUGCCUUCCAGGGCCCUCCUGGCCAGUCAGCUGAGGCUACUGCUCAGAGCUACAUCCAAUUACACCACACCACCAGGACCAGCAAUACUUCCUCGACAGACAGGCUCCACAGAUAGACACAGGUGUACAGCCACACGAUGAACUGAAAAGUAAAACAGAAAUGAGGCAUACUAAGGAGACACAUUUUUUGCAUUUGUUUAUAUAAUAUUGUUCCUAUGAGGUGAUGUGGCUGAUAUCUUGUCACCCGAAAGUUGCAUAAUGUUGCUAUAGUUAAACAACUGAUUGUAUGAAUAAAAUAUUUUAUAAAAGAAAAAUGUAUACAGAAAUGAAACCGUGAAGUUAAAGAAAAAAAAAGAUUGGUGAAUGCCCACGUAAGUGUGACCCAGCAAACCUAUAAGCUUACUAGAUAGAUUUAUUACCCUGAACAACAAUCUGUGAUUUAAUUUCAGGGUAAAGACGAUGGCUACCAUGUUUGAAUUCUUUGCUCGGUAUUGAUCUGUUUCACUGAGCAAAGCCUCCUCUAAGGAAUGGAAUUGAAACUGUUUUCAAAAGAUACAAAAACCUUAUUGGUUUA